UGUGGAUGUUGUUUGCAGGCGCGCACGUGUUCUCUUUUUGGCUGUAGUUUGAUAACACGCCUCUUCCUACUAAACAAAAGAACAUGAAGUAUACAUGCGUGUUGUAGCUCAAUAUUCCCAGCGUAAUAAUGAUGUUUUGGCAUACGCGUUUGGAGUGAGUUGCUGCUUGCCACUAGGACAGGAGUCUGAGAUGCUAAGGAUGGAUGGAUGGACGGACAGACGCUCGGUGACUCGCUCUGUCUCCGCGAGGCGGGGACUGAGUGAGCCAGACGGGGUGGAGCAUCACAUCGCCUCGCCCCUCUCGGCGCAGACAUCCGUGCGUCCCGUUCGCCUUGUGCCUAUCGGAUUCGGAGAGUGGGCCGUUCUAUGGGAGGGACUAGCGCAAAGGGGGGACUCGGAUCGAGGAGAGGGGGCGGGGUGGCAGCGAGGGUGGCUGUUUCUCCAGUCUCUUACCCAGUGUCUUUGUCUCAUACUCUUUUGUUAGCCAUGCCUAGCUUGCUGGUUCUCGCAGGGAUCAUGGAGAAAAACGGGGGCUACGGCGGGGACUUAGCCGGCUCCGGUUUCGGCGGCGAGGGUCUCCUGGUGCCACCCGAGGAGGAGGAGGACGAUUCCCGUGCCCUGAGAGUUGCACUGGGCCAACUGUCGCUGCUGGGUCUUGGAGAGGGCGAGGACGGCAGCGGGGUUCCUGCGGGUGGCGGAGGAGUUCAAGAUCGGAGUAACAAUAACCAUCACAAUCACGGAGUCGGAUCCGAAUCUGGGAUCUUACCAGGGAAGAGCAAGUUGUGCGCCCUGUACGAGAACUCGUCCAUCGAAUCCAAGGGACGGGGCUGCAACAUCACUGAGUGUGUGCCCGUGCCAAGCUCCGAACAUGUGGCCGAAAUAGUGGGGAGGCAAGGUUGCAAAAUCAAAGCUUUGCGUGCAAAGACAAACACCUACAUCAAGACCCCGGUCAGAGGCGAAGAACCAGUCUUCCUCAUCACCGGUCGCAAAGAAGAUGUGGCCCUGGCCAGACGAGAGAUCAUCUCUGCCGCAGAACACUUCUCCAUGCUGCGGGCCUCUAGGAACAAGCUGGGCGUCUCUUUCAGUGGCUCCCCACCUGCACCGCUACCUGGCCAGACCACCAUUCAGGUGAGGGUGCCCUAUCGUGUGGUGGGUUUGGUGGUUGGACCAAAAGGCUCGACAAUAAAACGUAUCCAACAGCAAACAUGCACUUACAUCGUCACUCCGAGCCGUGACCGUGAUCCCGUCUUUGAGAUCACAGGCUCCCCAGGGAAUGCAGAGCGAGCUCGGGAAGAAAUAGAGGCGCACAUCGCCUUCCGCACUGGCGGGCUGCAUGAUCAAAACAAUGAGAAUGAUUGCCUGGGGCCUGACGGUGGCAACGGGAGUCUGGAAAGCCACCUGCAGCAGGUGUGGGGGCUACAGGGGGCCCCGCGCAAGCCACUCACCAGCAGCUACCGGCAGAAUUUCUCAGACACCAUUGUCGGAAGUAGCGGAGGAGGAAAUGGAGGAGGGAUUUACAGUAAAGGUGACUUCACCAGCCCUGGCAAUGGGGACAAGCCAGGCUCUUACUUUGGCUCAGAGGGCACUCAGAGCUGGGGCGAUCCCGACUAUCCCAAACAGGUGGCUUACUACGCCCAGCAGCGCUCCAAAAGCUUCGGAGGCCUGCCUCUCCCUCUGACCAGACUGUCCCCGGGUCUGCCCGAACCAUGUGGCAACUCCAACGCCAUCGGGUCUGCUCACUCCCAGGCGCGCCGUGCCCACAGCGAGCCUACCUCUGCCACCGCUGCUUUCACAGGCCGUCUCCCUGUGCCAGAUUCGCCACCCGCUGUGGCCCGAGACUGCAUGACCUGCUUUGAAAGCAAGGUGACAGCCGCCCUGGUCCCAUGUGGCCAUAACCUGUUCUGCAUGGAGUGUGCCAUCCGAAUUUGUGAGCUAAACCAUCCGGAGUGCCCUGUCUGCCACACGCUGGUCACACAGGCUAUCCGAAUAUUCUCUUAAAGUUUUCUUGUUUAAUGUGGGAUGUUUGUUUUUACUCUGUAGACUCAGUUUACUUUUAAUCCUUUUAUUUGUUUUGUAUUCAGUAUUCACUCUGAUUGUUUUUUUUUUUGUUGUUGUUGUUGUCUGUUUGUUUGUUUUUUCAGAAAACACAAAACCAAAACAAGCAGAUAUUUUAGAAGCAACUGCUUGCUUUAUUAAAAAAAAAAGAAGAAAAAAAAGAGGAAGAAGUAUUUUCAGAUUUUCUUUUAUAUGUACACAUAUAUACAUAUAUAUUUUAUAAAAGUUUUUUUUUGUUUUUUUUUUUUAAAUGGCAAGAACGUAGUUCUUAGCGUGUUCAUUUUGUUUUGGUUAUUUUAUUUUAUUUUUUACUGGUGCUGUCUUUUUUUUUUUCCACAUGCAGUGUGGAGAGUAACAGAACAAAUAAUGUGAAAAUGUUACACUUUUCCCUCCUUUUUGGCGGGGAAAUUUAUUAUUGUCAUUAUUAUUAUUAUUUUAUUAUUACUCAAGUUUAUUUCCUAAGAUUGGAGUAUAGUUUUACAUCCCAGCAUACUGAUGAGCAAGUAUUCUUUUUUAAGGCAAACUAGAAUCUUAAAUCUUUGCACCUUAAAUCUGAUGUAAAUUGAUUGUCGAAAAAACAACACACAAAACAGAUUGCUAGAUGUCUAUGUGAAAUAUAUGGUUUAGUAAUGGCCAGUUGGGGCUAAUAUAGGUCAGUGUGGCUUUAAAUUUGGAUCCUAUUCUAAAUGACACAAUUAUGAAUUCAUACAUAAGUACGGACCGAUUUGUUGAUAUUUAGAAGUCCGAUGCAGAAUAAAUAUUUUAACGGGUAAUUGACGAGUAAAACAGGGAAAGAUUUUGGUUCGUUCAAGGAGUUGGUCUUUUGUUUUGUUUAUUUUUCCGAAAGCCCCAGUGAGCCUUUUGUGUGACAUAUCAGAAAACAAUGUCUUACUAGGUACAAAUUCCUGUUAUAAUAAAACAUAGUUUUCAGAGUGUUGGGCAGCAAAAGCGCUGGAAUUCAUUCAGCAGUCUGUUGUUCAAGAGGUAUUCCACCAUUCAUUUUGUUUUAAUAACCUUAUCAUUUGGCUCCUUUGUGAUUGCACUCAGUAAAUUUAUGAAUGAUUUUUUUUUUUUUUCAAACAUUUAACUGUAAAAUACUGAGUGAUUACAAGCACGAGGCAUGAAAUGAAGUAAAAUAGGGGUGAUUAAAGGGAGGGGGGCCUGUAAUCUGAUCCUGAAUAGAUCCAAGUAGACAAAAGACAGCGAGACCCCGAGCUACAGUACGUUGUAAAGCACCCACUCCCUCGGUCCCCGUGGUCUUACAUUUGAGAUGCAAAGCACAUGCUGACUGUCUGUCUUUACGGAGGCAGGUGUUUCAUAUCAUACUUUAAAUUGUGUUUUUUUUUUUUUUUUUUUUGUGAUUGGGGUGGCAUAGUGCUCUAAUUCUACUCGCCCGUCAAUCGUUCCAUGCACAGGCUACAGUUUGAGCUCCACCCUGGUAGUAUAUUGUUUUGUCGCAGUAGUGGUACAGUCCCCGGUGGAGCUGAUAAUUAGCCAUACAUCAGAGUCCAGGUGCAAAGCAACUGCUGGAGAAAGGAGGGGGGCCAGUGUACAGUAGCGUGAAUGGACACAACGCCGCGUAGGGGGCCAUAUCCAUCCCCAGUGCUCAACUAGGUACAGCUGGGGCCCCUCCUGUUGAUCGCACCCUCCCGUUUCUCCUUGCUCCUUGGAGCCAUGCUAUUCCCAUUGGGGAAAGAGGGGCCUCCUUUGUCCUGCCUUUAAGGAAAAAAAAAUUCAAGAGCUGAUUUUAUUUCAAAGAGGGAAGCAGGGAGUGAACGGGGACUAGAUUGUCCAAUUGUCUGAUUUACCCCAAAGCAUUUUAUUGAAACUUUUUUUGGCUUUAUUAAAGGAAUGUUUCAGGUUCAAUACAAGUAAAGCUCAGUCGACAGCAUUUGUGCCGUAAUGUUGAUUCCAAAAAAUUUUUUCCGACUUGUCCCUCUUUUACUUAAAAAGCAAAAACCGUUGUUGCAGUAAGGCAUUUAUAAACAGUGUUGGGUGUAAUGCAAUUACAAAGUAAUUAGUUACUGUAAUCUAAUUACAUUUAUGGCAACAAAAAAAGUAGUGUAAUACAUUACAAUUUAAAUUCUUGUAAUCAGAUUACAGUUACUGACUUUUAAUUCAUCUAAUUACUUUUAAGUACAUUAUAAGCGUUACACUUGUUUUUGAAAUAAUAUUUUUUAUGUAGAAUUCUUUUAAAGCAUGAAUUAUAGACCUGUAAUGAGGGAGGUCUAUGGUAAAAUUAGCAAUGUGAGGGAGAAAUGUGAGGUGCUGAGUGUAUGAAUAACGUACAACAAUGAACAAGGAGGAAAAAGAGACAUUAUUUUUGAAAGUAACUUAAAAUUAAAGUAAUUUGUAUUGUGAUUACUUUUCCAAUGAAGUAAUUAGUAAAGUAGUCUGAUUAUAAUUUUAGAGAAGAAAUUAGUCAUUUGUAGUGGAUUACUGUUUUUGAGUAACUUACUCAACACUGCUUAUAAGAGAGGUGAAUGGGGCCAGUCCAUUAACACUAAAAUACACAUAGUUUCAAUAGCAUAACCACAAGAUAUAAACAUUAUGCAUGUUAACAUGAAUUUAGUGGAAUAAAAUUACUUACUAAACUUAUCUGUGAAAAGUUAUCUCAAAAUAAUCCAAUACCAGGAUUCUAGGGUUUUGUCGUCAUGACAACAAAGUUGUAAAAUUGAGUGUAACUAACACAGAUAAGGUUAGUAAGGUAGGUAACACAUAUACUGUAAUGUCUACGCCUUGUGGCCAUACUUUUGAAACGUUUAUGGACUAGCCCCAUUCACUUCCAUUGUAAGUGCUGCAUUGCUACCCAGAUUUUUUUAUUUAUUUUUAUUAACAAAGGGGUUGUCGAAAUAAUUUUUUCGGGAAACAACAUUAUUCCACAAAUGCUGUAAAUUGAGCUUAAAGUAUAAAACCCAUUCCUUUAAAAGGGAUAGUUCACCAAAAAAUUUAUAUUCUGCAUUUGUUUACUCUCGUAUGACAGAAUGAGAGUCUCAGUCACCAUUCACUUCCAUUGCAUGGAUAAAAGUGAAUGGUAACUGAGGCUAACAUUAUACCAAAAAAUUCCUUUUGUGUUCUACAGAAGAUGGAUCCAGAUCUAUUAAUGAUGAUAUGAAUUUUCAUUUUUGGAUGAACUAUUUCUUUAAGAGCCUUUCGAAUUCUUUAUCCAUUCUCAAAAUGUAUCCUCAUUUAAUAUGCACUAGAGGCAGGCCAUCAAAGUUUCCAUGGAGUCUUCCUUCAUAAGCGGGACAUCCUGCCGUGACUGCCCUGCCAAUACAUGGUCACAAGCAGCCAAUCGAAGAGCAACCUUGAACUGCACAAUGAAAUCAGACAAUUGUAAUUGACAAGAAAGCGGGGGGAGGGGAAAAACGCCCAAUUUGGUGGCCGCUCAGGCUGAAUCAAAUUACACACCCACUGCCUGUCACAUUGCAGGCUGGGGGAUUUCAGAAUAGGGGAUUACAGCGUUUGGAGGGAUGGGGAACAGUCUUUUUUUUUUUUUCUUAGCUAGGCCACUACAAAAGAAUGGAGACUCUAAAAAUGUAGUCUGUUUGAAAUGAGUCCGUUUUUCCCCUAUCGAGCCUCUCUGCCCUACUGCCACUGGUGAGGUGGUUGAAGAUAUGCUAGGGUAAGCUUGUGAUUGUAAUUUACUAACUAUAACAAUUUACCUUUGAGCCAUUAGCAUCUUAUAUAUUCCUUUUGAAAAACAUUUGAUGCUCAGUUGACUGUUACAGCAGAUAAGUAGUUGUUUGCCUCACCCGAAUCAAUGUAUUCUGGCUGUACUAGCGCCUGACAGUGUUUUGUUUGUUUUUAGUUUGGUUGUUUUGUCUGAUGAACAAGUAGGCCUACUUUAUCUAAGCAUCAGUAUAAUAAGGUACUUUAUUUAAAUUUAAAUAAGUAUGUUAUGACCCUUUAAGUAACUUUCAGAUUUGUUAAAGAGACAAAACUGAAGAGGCGUAGCAAAUUAAAGCUCUUAUAAGCACCUUAUCUUUUAGAAAACAAACUGCAUUUGCAAUCGAAAAGCAUUUACAUUUUGAGAUAAACUCUAUAUGCCGACAACAAAAAAAUAUUGUUAUUUUUGCACUUGGGUUACAUUCUAUUUGCACUGAUUGCAUACGUUGAAGUCGCCCAUUUAUGUUUUGUUUAUUUAGAAAUAGCAGCUUAAUUUUGUUUUGAAGUGGAAAAUCAACAGUACAAAGUUAAUGAAAAGAGAUGUGUGUUCUGCAUAUUCCCAACAUUGAUUAGGGACAGACACCUGUCCAUUAAAGGAAUGUAUGUGCAUUUUGGUCAGUUUAUAAAGCCAAAACAUUUUUAAAUGAGAACUGAUUAUGCAAACCUGAAUUAAUGGCGCUCUUUUUUAACCACAUUUGUAUGUCUGUUAUGUUAUCCUGUCUCUUUUAAGGUCAGUAGGUCAGCAAUAACUUUAGUCUUAAUAGUCAACAAGAUAUCAGAGGUACACUUUAAAAAAAAAAAAAAAAAAAAAAAGGGGAUUGGAGAGUAGCCAGAUUUAAUCAUCACAUAUGUAUCCUAUCCAAAAAUGCUUUGCAGUGGUUCAUAACCCUAAGAAUUUUUAAAGCCAUUAACAUAUCAUUCACCCCAUUAAAACCCCUUAUAAGUGUGUGUUUUUUUUUGUUUGUUUUUUUGAGAAUCAAACAAAUACUGUAAUGAUUUUUUUUUUCUCAGUUUGCUAAAUGCAGCACAUCAAAAGUUUCCUUUCUUAACCAAACAUCGCAGCGUCUAGUAGAGUGAUGAUAUACUUAAAAGAAUGUAGCCUGAAUCCGCGAAGACCAUGCUGUAUAUGUGUUUAGAGCGAGAUAUUCAUUACAGUGUAACAGGCUUUCAAAGGGAUACAUUUUAACUGUUUAAAAGACUUUAUAUAGCCAAUCACAGCAAAACCUUUUUUAAGUAUUAUUUAUUUGAUAGUAAUAAGACUAUAUUUAUUGACAUUUAGGGAGAUUUAUAAAAAGACUGACUACCAUAGGCAUAUCAUUAAAUAUAUUUCACUAUAUAAGCAAUUCUGAAAAUAUUGUAAUAGUCUUUAAUAGCGUACUUUGUUAGUUUGUAAUAUUGCAUAAGGCGUCAUCCCAAUAGAAAAUAAAGUGUGACGUCAAUAAUGCCCAAAAAAGAAAUCUUAACCACAAUAUGAAGAUAAUUGAAGCUUUUUUAAGAAAAUAAAUUACCAAAAAUUUGAGUUGUCACAAUCAGCAAGGGACCGAACUCAUAAAGUUUCAUUUUUAGUGCAUUGCUUUUGUACAAAUAUAUUUAAAAAAUUCAAAAACACCAUAAAGACAGGAUGUACUGUGUUUAUGAGCAGCCCAGAGGAAUAUAUCUACAUUUAAAAUGCGUAUCAUGACGGUAUGAUCAUCGCUCAAAUAAACACAGCUGGUAAAUUACACCAUAAUUUCAGAAUGACAAGGGCACUACUGUUAUGCCUAAUUCAAAACAUGAAUUGCCCUUGCAAAAAAACAACAAAAAAAAAACAUGAAAAUGGUCAAGUUUAGAAUCUAACAGGUUUAACAAGAAUGUGUUGUCUAACGUGAAGCUUAAUAUUAAGAACCACUGUGAACUGUUUUCUUCUUCUUUUUCCAGUAAUGGCGUGGUGUUGUUAAAUAGUUGCAAUUCAACAGCUUGUUUCGCUUCUUUUGGUUGUGCAUGCUGAGAAAUUAUUUUACAGAGUGUUAUUUACCUUUAAGCAGCUGAGAUCUGUGUAAAGAAAAUAUAACAGAGCCACUAAAUGGUGUACAAUGAAACCAGUUUAUUUUUCCAAACAUAUUUCUCUUAUCCAAUAUGAAGUAUCUAAUGCACAACAUACCCAACAAAUAUCUUUAGUUCCACAUUACCAUAAUGGAUAUAUUUCCAUUUGAAGCCUUGUUAAUAUUUUUUUUUUAUUAUUCCACCUGAUUAGAUAAGUAUAUACCUUUAUAUGUUCUUGCAUAAGAGAUAGCAAAGCUGCAUGCAUUUAUCUAUAACCACUGCAGCAUUCAUUCCAGAGAAUCACCAGAGAACAUAUAGAUGAUGCACUUAAGCAAUUCUGAUGCCUUUUCAGUAUAGUACAAAGGGCAAAUAAUGUAUUUGAAUGUAAAAACGGCCACCCAACCAAUGUCUAAUUUAGCCUUUUAUUUAUCAAAAGCGAGCUUUAAGUUGAAAUCCAUGGCUAGAGAAAUACCACCAUAUCUGUUUAGGUUCUUCCUCACAGCAUUUAUACAAAGCAACUUACUUAAAAGGGGAAAAAAAAUGUCUUAUAGCCGUUUCGUAAGAUUCUAUUUUGCUAACAUGCAUUAUUAUUUCAUAGAGGAAGAGGUCUGUAUCUGGAUGUUAUUUAUGAAUAUCUUUAAUGAAGCAAACAUAUUUAUAAGUAACCUCAAGACAUUUUGUUUUUUAAUUAAUAAAUUAAAAAGUUAAUAUAUUUCUAAAACGCAUGAAGUUGAUUUCUACUAAAAUGAUUAAAACUAUAGAAUUUUUAUUUAUGAAAGUUAGAAAAAUCCUUCACACUUCUGACAGCAUAAAACAAGCGGGGCGGGGUGUCUAAGGCUUAUAUUUUAAAGUCAGAUAUGUGCCGGUUUAAAGACGUGUGUUAGCAAUGGGAUAACGACAGAAAAUAUUUUAUAGGAUUUGGGGGUAUUUUAGUCACUCCUGUGCCUCAAUAACACAUUUUUGCAUAGUAGAAGCACUCAGAAGUGUUGCGUGCUCCACACCAUAUAGCUGAGUGAAUAAAGAGUCCCUUCCCUUUUUUCUUCUUUUUAUUUUUUUAUUAAUUUGCUUUCCUGAUGUAAAUGCAAUUGUUAUGAAGUGAAUUACUUUAACAGGGUGAAACGUAAACAUGCACACACACAUAGUGAUACAAGCAAAAACAUGUAAUGACGUUCCAAUUUCCAACUGUUUAAAAAUAUGCAUGACACAAAUUGUUUUUUGUUUUCUGCAAAUCAGAUAUUCAUUUAUUAUAUUUGUUUCCAGAUACAGUAAUAGUUCUAAGCAGAUCUCAAGCAAUUGUUUGCAUGUAACUUCUAUUAACACUUAACAGAAGUCAACAUGAAUUUCAGUUCGCAGCCCAAUUUACUUCCAUAAUGUGACGUACCAGAAUGAAGCCAAACCUGAAUUUAAGUUUCAUUCAAUUUAUUAAAUUAUCCAAAGCCCAUAGGUGACAUCAGCAGAAAGUCAUUUCAGAAGAAGAGCAAGUUAUUACAUUUAGAUUAAAGAUUACAAAGACAACAAAAGUUCACAAUAAGGCCAGGAACAUGCAUUAAUAAAGUAAACUGGGUCAAUUUUGAUUUCACACGGACUUAAACCUGUUUUACGAGAUACAAUUUAGGCUCAUUCACAAACUUCACCAUAAGGGCUGACGAUUACUUUUCAUUAUAACCAAGAGUGUCACGUCAAAGUGGUGAACUAUUGUUUACACUGAAACGCAUAGUAGCAAUACUUCACGGUGAACGCGCAUCUCGACUCUUUGUUUUGGCUUUGUGGUGGCAAUGAUAGUUGUGUAGUGGUUUCAAUUUCAGUCUGACAGGAGGGUCAUUUCGGUGACCUCGCUUUGGGAUGUUACUCCAGUCCGACAGUCUGUAUUUGGUAGCUUCCAGCACAGUAGAGGUGUUUCAUACAGUUCUCAUAGUGGUCUUCGUGCAUUAGUUUGGUCAAGCAUCUCCUGGUAAUAGUGUUCAGUUUAUUGUUGAUGAACGAGGGGUUUGCCAUAUCAUAGACGAGGCUAGCCAAUACUCCACGAGUCGUUUCAUGUCAUGAUUUCAGUAUGGUGUCUACACGAGGCACGCAAAUUGCAGGUUUCUCUUCUUAGAACAUGUUAUUAGUGAGUUUCAUUUUUGAUAUUUGAUCAAUGUAUCUAUGCCAUACUAGUUUUGAUUUUUUGUUAUUUUCUGAAAAUUGUAUUGUAAAUGUUUCUAAUAAAACAAACAGAAUAAUCUGUCACCGCUGCCCUGAAUUCUGUUGGUCACACACCUUAUGAUUUGAGACAUAAACUGAUUUUAUUCAUUCAAGUCAUUUAUAAUAUUGAAUAAUUCCGCAAGGGCUUAAAAACUGAGCAGAUCAUGAGUUAAAAACAGGGUUCCCAUGAUAAUAAUAAUAAUAAAAAAACUGGAAUAUUUCAAGAAAUUAUGAUUUCCAGGACUGGAAAUUAAUAAUCAUCUGUGUCAGUAUGUGGAUGUUAUUUAGCGAUAUCUUUUUGAAGCAAACAUAACUUAAAGAAGCUGUAAGCGAUUUUUUUCAUGGAAAAGUAUGCAAAAAAAUUUCCUACUUCCUUAAAGAUAUUGAUGAAAUAAGUGUCCUGAGAUAUCUCACCAGUCUCUCUGACAGCUGUAGACUUUGUAAACAGCAAACAAAAAUGUGUUCAUGGACCGCAGACAUUGACGCUUUUCACCUGUCAAUCAUUUUGCUUGUUCUCAUCUGAAGCGGAUCAUUGAAGAAGGGUAAAGCUGCAGGCAUUGCUCCAAAAAGAGGCAGUCGCCCUUACCUAACCCUUUCCCUAACCUUAACAGUGAGUGGAAGUGACACCUCCUUUUGGAGUUGGCACAACCCCCUUUUGUGGUAACCCCGCCCUCUUUUGGAGAUCCGGCCCCUAUUUGGAGGUUUCUGGCCUGCAGCUAUACCUACUUGAUCAUUGAGGCUAUGAUUCAUAAUGUUUGGCAGUUGAGGACACUAUUGUGCCACUGCUGCAUUUGACAGCCACAGGAACAAACAAUGCUGCUCUUUUGCUCGGUUUUGGUCUCAAAAGUAUCUUAGGAGGGCGGGGUUUUGGAAUGAGGGGGCGUGGCUAAUUCAACGGCUCAGUCACGUGAAAGCUUCGACAUUUAAAGUAAUGUUAGGGGUCCAGUAAAAGUUAAGCUUUAACAAAAACUAUUUCGAGCCACAAGACGUAAAAAUUAUACAAGUUAAUGAUGAGAUCGCUAACAGGGUUUACUUAUGUUACACCAUCAUGGCAACGAAGUUGAAAUAUUGGAUAUAACUACACAUAUAUGUUUAUUAGGAUUUUAUCAGACUAAAAUUCAUGUGAACAUGUUUAAUGUUUACAUCCUAUGGCUUUACUUUUGAAACCAUAUGUAUUUUAAUGUUUAUGGAUUGGCCCCAUUCACUUCCGUAAGUGUCUCACUGUGGCCAUU
Messenger RNA from Myxocyprinus asiaticus (Chinese sucker), 11159 nucleotides. RefSeq names its product RNA-binding protein MEX3A-like. The transcript has 2 exons. Lineage: Eukaryota; Metazoa; Chordata; Actinopteri; Cypriniformes; Catostomidae. The record is from RefSeq and is a predicted model, not a curated record. Gene Ontology annotation, molecular function: RNA binding. Bases 367 to 1998 code for a protein of 543 amino acids.